Labeo rohita (rohu) is the source of this 6636-nucleotide messenger RNA. RefSeq names its product solute carrier family 6 member 5 (gene slc6a5). The record is from RefSeq and is a predicted model, not a curated record. Gene Ontology annotation, biological process: synaptic transmission, glycinergic; sodium ion transmembrane transport; glycine import across plasma membrane. Lineage: Eukaryota; Metazoa; Chordata; Actinopteri; Cypriniformes; Cyprinidae. Gene Ontology annotation, cellular component: membrane. The coding region runs from base 266 to 2587 and encodes 773 amino acids. Gene Ontology annotation, molecular function: glycine:sodium symporter activity. The transcript has 16 exons.
CGUAGUCUCGCGCUGCCUUGUGUGUGUCACGAGCUCACGUCUUCGCUUGUUGCCCCUUUAAAAUCAGAAUUGAAGGCCAAUGAUUUAUCAAAGCCCUAUUAUCAAGAAAAUGUCAUGCGAAGGGUACCUUGCCAUGCACUGACGCAAACCCGAUCUUUCCCACGGAGAUAUAGAAAGCUUUGCACUUUGCACAGCCAAACUCAGUCUGCCUGCCGUCUUUCCAGCUGUUUUCUGCUAUUAACCCACAUUUGUUGACUCUGCACAAAUGGAUUUUUCCGAGCACGGGGAAAUGUUGAGACAGCCGUCAAACAGUAUUCCGCCCCAGCCGUCUGGGGGAGCGGUUGGAACUACUAACAAACCGGAGAACGGGAACCCGGUGCUCCAACCGCCGCCUGUGAACGAACGGAAAACUUUUUGUCCCUCGGAAAAUAAACCCUGCGACAUGGAAGCCAAUAAAGCAUACGGGACGUUUAAAAACGCCGCACCUGGACCCACGUUUGCUCCCGUUAAUUCUGCCGUGCGCAAGGAUUCCGUCGGUAAAAUGGAUGGUUCGACCGGUAAAGCCACGUCGGACUUCAUGUCUAACAAUCAAAGUGCUGUAAGGAUCGCGGCGGAGCAUAACAACACCACCGGUGACUGGACCUCCAUGAGCCAGACCACCAUCAUCCUGGGUACAGAUGGCAAUACAUCUGUUCUGCCUGGCACAUUGACCGGGGAGGAGGAUGAUGAUGAUGGAGGAGAUGAGAAUAAGGCCAGGGGGAACUGGUCCAACAAACUGGAUUUUAUUCUGUCCAUGGUGGGAUAUGCCGUGGGUUUGGGAAAUGUGUGGAGAUUCCCAUAUCUUGCUUUCCAGAAUGGUGGAGGUGCGUUUUUGAUACCUUACCUAAUCAUGUUAGGCCUCGCCGGUAUUCCUAUAUUUUUGUUGGAGGUGUCUUUGGGUCAGUUCGCCAGCCAAGGCCCGGUGUCAGUAUGGAAAGCGAUUCCAGCUCUACAAGGUUGCGGGAUUGCCAUGUUGAUAAUAUCUGUCUUGAUAGCCAUAUACUAUAAUAUUAUUAUGUGCUGGACAUUGUACUACCUGUUCGCUUCGUUGAAGGAGACACUGCCAUGGGCCACCUGUAAUAAUGAAUGGAACACCGUCGAGUGCAAAGACAAAGACAUGCUGCUUUUGGACUCCUGUAUACUAAGGGACAGAAACAUCACAUCAAUCAAGAACACUACAUUCUGUUUAUCUGCAAAUGCUGUCGGGAAUUUGACUAAACUCUUAAAUGUCACAUCGGACAAUAAAACCUAUGUCAGCCCUAGUGAGGAAUAUUUCAAGUAUAAUGUGUUGCAUAUUUCGAAGGGUAUUGAAUACCCAGGUGACAUCCGUUGGCCCUUGGCUGCUUGCCUUUUUCUGGCUUGGCUUAUUGUUUAUGCCUCUUUGGCUAAAGGGAUCAAGUCCUCAGGGAAGGUGGUGUAUUUCACUGCCACGUUCCCCUAUGUGGUGUUGGUCAUCCUGUUGAUCCGUGGGGUCACUCUGCCCGGAGCCGGUUCUGGGAUCCUUUACUUCAUAACACCCAAAUGGGAAAAACUCAAUGAUGCCAAGGUGUGGAAGGAUGCUGCUACACAGAUUUUCUUCUCUCUGUCUGCAGCAUGGGGUGGUCUUAUAACCCUGUCGUCCUACAAUAAGUUCCAUAAUAACUGUUACAGGGAUACUCUCAUCGUGACGUGUACUAACAGUGCCACCAGUAUUUUUGCUGGGUUUGUCAUUUUUUCAGUUAUUGGCUUCAUGGCUCAUGAGCUCAAAGUCCCAAUUGAGAGUGUGGCAGAUGAAGGUCCUGGGAUUGCAUUUGUGGUCUACCCAGAGGCUUUGACUAGGUUGCCCUUGUCACCAUUCUGGGCUAUCAUCUUCUUCCUCAUGCUGCUUACACUUGGUCUGGAUACCAUGUUUGCCACAAUAGAAACUAUAGUGACAUCUGUUUCCGAUGAGUUCCCCAAGUACCUGCGCAAACACAAGCCUCUGUUCACUUUGGUUUGCUGUCUGUCCUUUUUUGUGCUGGGCUUCCCCAUGAUCACUGAGAGUGGAAUGUACAUGCUUCAGCUGGUGGACACCUAUGCAGCCUCUUACUCUCUGGUCAUCAUAGCCAUAUUCGAACUGGUUGGAGUCUCAUACGUUUAUGGUCUACAGCGGUUCUGUGAGGACAUUGAGAUGAUGAUUGGGUUCCAGCCAAACAAGUUUUGGAGAAUCUGCUGGGCCUUUGUCACACCAACCAUUCUCACAUUUAUUUUGGCACUCAGUUUGUACCAGUGGAAGGUGAUGACAUAUGAGGAUUACACUUAUCCAACCUGGUCUAUGGUUCUCGGCUGGCUUAUGGUCAUCUGUUCUGUCAUAUGGAUUCCCAUUAUGUUUGUUAUUAAGAUGCACCUUGCACCUGGAUCGUUUAUUGAGCGUCUGAAGUUGGUGUGCUCUCCUCAGCCCGACUGGGGUCCAUUCCUGAUGAAACACCGUGGGGAACGCUACAAGAACAUGAUCGACCCACUGGGCACCAACUCCCUCGGCCUCAAACUUCCCCCCAAAGAUUUCCAGCUAUCAGCCCAAUAUCAAUAAUCCUCCUCAAUCCCCUGUGAGUGCGAAAUUCCCCGAGGCCUCUGAGGGUGAGACCAGCACUCACGUCAAACUCUUUCUUCCCCCUUUUUCCAUAGUGUUCUCUUUCAGCCAUAUUCCCCCUCUUCUGGCAUCUUUAGAGGGGACUUUCAGGUGGAAAGCACAGACAACUCCCUAUGAUUUCAUUGUUUUCUGAAUAAUUAUUCGUAGUCAGUCUAAGAGUGGAGGUCUUUCACGCACAUUCUGAUACACCGAUCCCAGCUGAACCUUUUUCUCAGAGGCAAUAUAAUGAUGCAGUUGCAACUGUUGAGGCAAUAUUUGACUGAUCGUGCAUCAUGCAGUGGUUGUUUUUUAAUUAUUUUUUCAUUCCGAAGUGACUGCUGAUGUUAAUAAGAAAAACAAAAUGAGGAGAAUAGCAUUUAUAUUUCUUGUCUAUUUGCUUGUCAUCUCUUAAAUGUAGCAAACACAAAUGAGAUAAACUGCUGAGUAGUGCACAGUGAACUCAAACUCUUUUCUGAUAUCGUACUAUCGCUCUCCACUUGUGUCCACUUAUAGCCGUACCUUGUGCCUCAGACUUCCUCUAUUUAUAAAAUACCGCAUAGUAUAGUGCUAAUUAAACCAAUCGUACUACAAUAUGGAGGGAAGUGAGCACAUUUCAGUCUCUGUGAAUUAUAAGCUAUGCUACUCUUCUACUAACCUGUCGGAAAUAUCUCUACAAUGUUAUAGAAGCCAAACUCAUAGUGUAGGUUCCAGUAGUAUAGAUCCAUCCCUGUCUUCAAAGAAAAGUUAGCCAUGCAAAACUGUAAUAAUACCUUUCAGUGUUGUUUAGAGUAGUACUCAACGGCCAACUAACAGUUAUGUAUGUAUACUAAUAUUUAGAGUAUGCUUUCGAGUUUGUGUCGUGAUUUGUUCAUAGACUUUGUGAAUCCUCCUAUUCUUAUGCAGUACGCAGUAAAAGUAGAGGAGUGUGGUGUGUGUGGCAAACCAGUCGUCUCAUAAAAAGUGUAUAUUUUAGAAACUUCAACUAGCUAACACACUAUUUUUAACAAUUGCUUGCAGAGGAUUAGUAGAUUAGGAAACAAACAAACGUUUUUCAUCCUUCAAUCCUGUGCUUGGGGACCACACUCCUUUUCUUUAAUGUUUUCCAUCGGUUUGUCUGUUUGUCUUCAUGAAACAGGGUCUCAGGUAUUUUUCCAUUCCAUCAACCUUAUUAGAUGUUGGAUUAAAGUUUAACAUAUUUGUGGAAACUUGAUGUGAUUCACAUAUAACUAGGGCUGCACGAUGAAUCGUAUUUUAAUCGUGGUCACGAUUUCAGCUUCUCUCAAUAUAUUCCAUAUAUAUCAUAUAUGCCUGCUGGUUAUUAUCCUGAAAACAUUCAAUUUAAUUUAGCAUUAACUUGUAUUGGUAACAAGCUAUCCUUCAUGGUUGCUGUUGCCAGAUUUCUAGAGUUUAAUUCCCCAAUCAGAGCUGUCUUGGUUUUAGGGCUGCCACUAACGACUAUUUUAUAUCGAUUAAUCGAUUAAUUGAAACAAUUAAUUUCCAACAACAAAAACAUUUUUAGGAGAAAAAUUUAAAUACACAUUAUUUUUUGGGGGGAAAAAAGAUAAAAAAAAAGAAUACAUUCUUUUUUUUUCUUUUUUUUUUAAAUAAAAUCAAUUGGAGCUGAAUGGAACGCACUAAAAUGGAAUCUAGAAAAGUAAUGGAAAACACAGAAUUUGGUAAAAAUAAAACAUUUAAUUUAACCAUUAAAACAGAGUAUAGAAAAAAUGUAAACAGAAAAAAACUAAAUUUGGAAAUAAAACAGAUCGCAUCUCAUUUUUUUGUGGUAAUAAAAAUAGAUGUAAGUGAACAGUAGUCUUUAAAAGUACCUAAAAAUACACAUAUAAUAUCAACGAGUUAAUAAAAAUUAGUUUAAAUAAUGUACGAACAGCAAGAAAUCAUAUGGUUUUAUUGAACAAAACUGUUAAAAUACAUAAUGUAUCAUAAACAAUAGAACAAAUUUAAGUUUGAGUUUAGAGAUCUCUACUACGAUAUUCUGCUAAAAUAAAUGUGCAAUACAGCAAGUCUGUUUUCUUUCUUGUGGUCAUUUGCACUAUUUGCUGCAAGCAAACCAUGCAAGUUGACAUUCUCUUAAUUUAUCUUUAUGUGAAAGUGUAAUAAUUCUUAUGAAAUUUAAAAUCUAUAUAUAUUUUAAGCAAAGAAAUCGCGAUCAACCGUUUAACCAUUGUCGUGCAGCCCUACAUAUAACCAAUUCUCUAUAAGAUUUGUAAAAGUGCGCAUAUUCAGAAUAUUAUGCCAUAUAUUGACAAUUUUAAUCCUUAUAUAUCUUAUAAUUAGUGUCCCGUUUCAGCUAUUGGACUGUAAAUAUGAUUACAGAUAAAAUGCUUUAAUAGUAUUGCUUUAGGCAACAGCUUUUUUGUUCUGGUUAGUUGUUGUGCUGAUCAGUCAAAGCACUACAAAAAGCACUUUGAUUAAACAUCACCUAAAAUAAGUAGUUGCUCUCCACCACCAAAAUAAAAAUAAAAGUGUGAAAAAAAAAAAAACUUUUUUUUUAUUAGUUCAACAUGUAUACCUAAAUAAUGAGUACUGUGGAUAUGAUUUAGUUAGUGAAAAGAGCCACACUGCCCACGCAACGCAAGUAAUAACACUUUGCCUGGGCGUGAUGUGUUUCAAAAGCCAUGUAAUAUGCAGAUACUACACUAAUCACCUUGAAUAUAAAGCAUUUAUAAAACAGAAAAAGAAAAAAAGUAUUCCUCAAUAUAUUAGUGUUGCAAAAGAGAUGCUUUUUCUGAUAUAUGUUUAAUCUUACUCUCUGUGUAGUAUAUGUGUGUGUGAAUGUGUGGAAUAAUAUGCAGCGCUUAAUGUUUAGAUUUAUACUUAUCCAACCAUCCAGACAUGAUCAAACGCAGCCUGGCAGUCAGGUCAGUUGAGGUUCCCCUAUACAUUGUUUCAUUUGUAUGCAAGAGCUCGAAUAGAAGCUCUGGGUUACGUAGCACAACAAGCGGUAUACAAAGCACACGAAUUGUAGGCGGCUGCUGCGAUCGUUUGUAAUAUUUGAGGUUCUGGAUGGAGUUUCCGUUAGUCCUUGUGUUGCUGUACGUCUGUCCGAGAGCUAUAGUUACAACCCCUUUCACGUAACAAAUAUUCUGUGGGAAAAAACAAUAGGUAACAGUCUUGCAUGUGCUGUUUGUGUUGCUGUGGAUUAUUUGUCCAUGUAUGCUUCCCCUUUACGCUCCUUUUCUUGAUUGUGUCCCUUACUUAGCAGCUGCAGCUGAGUUUACCACCUCUUCCUACCUACAGGGCGACACUGGGCAGUAGGCAACCAAAGAAGGAGAACUUUUCAAAGGGUUCUGAAAAAAAAAAGCUUAAAAAAGAACAUAUAUUCUAAAAGAAAAAGAUAUAUAUACGUAUAUAUAUACAAAUAGCCUAUAUGAAGAAAUGAUAUAUAUUAUUCUGUGUAUUUAGGAGACUGAGAUACUGCCACUCAUCCUUCAUUUAGUGGUCAUUAUUGAUGUGUGUCAAUAUGUUAUAUGACAUCUUCAGGUAACCUUUGGCCUUAUAGAUGUCCUCUGGUAAUAAACUAUUAUGUGUAUUUCAGAAUAAUGAUACAGAGUAGCUUCCAAUCAGUCAUUAUGUGGUCAGUCUAUAUUGUAAUGUAUGUCGUGUCAUUUGGCACUUUACUGUGGACCUAUCGGAGCAUAGGUAAAAUUUCUUAUUACUUGGGUAAUGUCAUAUAUUUCUGUGUGUUUUACAUGAGGGAAAUCUGCCUAUGGAUACAGAUAUGUACCUCCAACAGAUCAUGGCAUCAUUUGAGUUAAAUUGUAGAGUAUAAAUAUGAAAAAUAUCUAAUUUUAAAUCCUGUGCCGGACAAAAAAGCAAAACGUAUAAAAAGAGGAAAAUAAACAUAUAUGAAAAGGCAUAAUUUAUUUUAAAUGUCAUUAAUCCUUGAGGCCCUACCUCAGAUUUUGUAUUUAUGUAUAGAAAUGCGAUUUGAAUCAUAGUAUCUUUGCCAAUAAUACAAUAAAAGACCAUAUUUAUCAUACAAUGUAUAA